Messenger RNA from Lobosporangium transversale, 555 nucleotides. RefSeq lists its product as hypothetical. The transcript has a single exon. The record is from RefSeq and is a predicted model, not a curated record. Lineage: Eukaryota; Fungi; Mortierellomycota; Mortierellomycetes; Mortierellales; Mortierellaceae. Bases 1 to 555 code for a protein of 184 amino acids.
AUGAAUAGGAUCCGUCAGAAACUAAUUGCACAGAUCCAGCAAGCUUCUCCACCAGAGAUCAUAGGCAUUGACGCGAUUCUUGAAGCUCAAAAAGCACAACAACAACAACAACAACGGGAAGAAGAAGAUGAAAAUGAAGAAAACGAGAAAGAAGACCAACAGAACAAAAGACCAGAUGAAGAUAGUCAUAGCGAUCUGAUAACCACUAUGACAACCAUGUCAAUGACACGAGGAUACAUUCCAGAUCCAAGGUUGAUAACUCACAUCAUUCCAGGAACACAGGCAACACCGCUGGACAUGUCCUCGUAUAUUCAGCAUGUCUUUGAGCAGGCCUUAGAUGAGAUCGGGCUAAAGGAAUCGAUUCUGGAAGCAUUGCAAACCAUUCAUGAAUUGAAGGAUUCCGGUCAGGAUGAGUUACCGACGCUCCUGGACCAACAACUGACCAAUAUGACUCUGUUGUGGGAGUUGGAGCCUUAUACAGAAACAGUACCGGAGAGACUUUCGGUGGAAGAGAAGCUCGGGGUAAUGUCAUGGCAAUUGGAGAUCACGAAAUAA